AGGAGCAGGAGGAAGUGUAGGGGCUGAGGAGUUGGGCUGAACCGGAGCCCAAGGACCGGGGGGUGGGGAGGCGUCUCAAGUGACCUCUGGGAGACCCCGGUGGCGGGAAAGGAGCCGAUCGUCUGCAUGAAAGAAGGGACCUGCUGGGAAGUUCACCCCUACCUGAGCCGGGAACUCAAGCCGUGGGCUCCGCUGCACUUCCCCUGCGUGGUGGCUCGGUGGCCGCGUCAACGCCCUGGCCAUGAGGAUCCGGAUGGCCGUGAGGUGGACCUGGGCGGGCAAGAGCUGCCUGUUGCUGGCGCUUUUAACUGUGGCUUAUAUCGUAGUGGAAUUCUCGGUCUCCACUUUCCAUGCCUCCGCAGGAGCCGGCCAUGCUAGAGAGCAGGGAGCAGGUCGACUCUCAACCUUUGAGGAGAGAGCAGAGGAUUUGUCCCAACCUCUUUAUGAGAAGCCCCCUGCGGAUUCCCAUGCCCUUGGGGAGUGGGGGAGAGCCAGCAAACUGCAGCUCAACGAGGGCGAACUGAAGCAACAAGAAGAGCUCAUUGAGCGAUAUGCCAUCAACAUUUACCUCAGUGACAGGAUCUCCCUGCACCGCCACAUAGAGGAUAAAAGAAUGUACGAGUGUAAAUCCAAGAAGUUCGACUACAGGAGACUUCCCACCACCUCUGUCAUCAUCGCUUUCUACAACGAAGCUUGGUCGACUUUGCUCCGCACCAUUCACAGUGUUUUAGAAACUUCCCCUGCUGUGCUUUUGAAGGAGAUCAUCUUGGUUGAUGACUUGAGUGACAGAAUUUAUUUGAAGGCACAACUUGAAACUUACAUCAGCAAUCUCGAUAGAGUCCGUUUGAUUAGAACCAAUAAACGGGAGGGGCUGGUUAGAGCCCGCCUCAUUGGGGCCACUUUUGCCACUGGUGAUGUCCUCACUUUCCUGGAUUGUCACUGCGAGUGUAAUUCUGGUUGGCUGGAACCACUUUUGGAAAGGAUUGGUAGAGAUGAAACAGCAGUUGUUUGUCCUGUUAUAGAUACUAUUGAUUGGAACACUUUUGAGUUCUAUAUGCAGACGGGGGAGCCCAUGAUUGGUGGGUUUGACUGGCGCUUAACAUUCCAGUGGCAUUCUGUCCCCAAACACGAAAGGGACAGACGGACAUCAAGAAUUGACCCCAUCAGAUCACCCACCAUGGCUGGAGGGCUGUUUGCUGUUAGUAAGAAAUAUUUUGAGUACCUGGGAACAUAUGACACUGGAAUGGAAGUAUGGGGAGGUGAAAACCUUGAGCUGUCUUUUAGGGUAUGGCAGUGUGGUGGCAAAUUGGAGAUCCACCCAUGUUCUCACGUGGGCCAUGUGUUCCCCAAGCGGGCACCAUAUGCUCGUCCCAAUUUCCUACAGAAUACUGCUCGGGCAGCAGAAGUAUGGAUGGAUGAAUACAAAGAGCAUUUCUACAAUCGAAACCCUCCAGCUCGGAAAGAAGCUUAUGGAGAUAUUUCUGAAAGAAAAUUACUACGAGAACGGCUGAGAUGCAAGAGCUUUGACUGGUAUUUGAAAAAUGUGUUUUCUAACUUACAUGUACCAGAGGAUAGGCCAGGUUGGCACGGGGCUAUUCACAGUAUGGGAAUCUCUUCUGAAUGUUUAGAUUACAAUUCUCCUGAGAACAACCCUACAGGUGCACACCUUUCAUUGUUUGGAUGUCAUGGUCAAGGAGGCAAUCAAUUCUUUGAAUAUACUUCAAACAAAGAAAUAAGGUUUAAUUCUGUGACUGAGUUAUGUGCGGAGGUUCCUGAGCAAAAAAAUCAUGUAGGAAUGCAAAACUGUCCUAAAGAUGGGUCCCCUGUCCCUGUAAACAUUAUUUGGCAUUUUAAAGAAGAUGGAACCAUUUUUCAUCCCCACUCAGGAAUGUGUCUUAGUGCUUAUCGGACACCUGAGGGUCGACCUAGUGUACAGAUGAGAACUUGUGAUGCCCUGGAUAAAAAUCAAAUCUGGAGUUUUGAGAAAUAGAAAAACACAACAGCACUUUUGUCAUGAGCUGACAAUAGCUUCCAGAAAGGCAAAGAACCUCAGUGGAGAUUGUGUUUUUACCAGAAGUCACCCAACAGCAAUCUAUGAGAGGACUAGAAAGCUGUGUUUCAUUUGGUGAUAUUACACUGAAACUGGGUGCACAGAGUGCUGCUGUUUAAUAUUUCAAAGUGCCUUACCGAUGUGUUAUUUUAUGUAACAGUUUUGUCGAUAAUGGUCUCUUACUUCUCUUUAAAGAAGCUGACUGUGAAUUGAGAUGCACAAAACACUUAAGUGCCAGAUGUAAUAUUAAAGAAUAUAGAAGUCCAAGUGAAAUGAGGUAUGAUUUAUGCUGAUGGGUAAGUUCACUGCACGUGCCAUUUUUUAAAUCAAAACUCAGAAAUGUGCAGUUUGAGCUAUUGCUAUUUUGAUUAUUUAGAAUGUGAUUUUUUUGAAUUUUCCUUUAAUCAAAUAAAAAUCAAAGAAAGUUGAUCUUAAGGAGAAAAAGGGCUUAUUUAGAUAUGUGUGUCAUUGGAAGCUGGCAUUGGUAUGGAUGUGAGUUUCUGAAGGUCUUUUUAACAUACAGGCAUCUCAGAAAACUAUGGCCAGGUCUGAAUAAAAUAGGGAGAUACAUAAUAUUCCAUACUUUGUCAACUGAGCUAUUGGACUUAACUGAUCUAUAUAUCAAUACCUCAAAUCCCUCUGAUUUUGUAAGCUGUCCUUUUUGUGGGCAUUUUCUGAUUGCACUUCCUUAAGUUAUGAAUGUACCAGAAAGGGACUCAUUCAGAACACCGUGCCUCCCUUUGUUAGUGCUUAAAUCAUUUAAAGUAAACACAAUUGAGGCCUCUCUGAAGUUAAACCCAACUGUGUUUACUGAAAGGUGUGAAACUGAAAGCGGGCCCAGUUCUACAGAAGCUGUGGAAAUCUUCUACAAGUUCUUACCAAUCUGGAAAUUUAAGGAUUUAUCUUAAGAUUGUUAGGAAAAGAGACUGCCUUGGCAGUUGUGACUGCUGCCUACUAGAUUGUCAGCACGUAGCAGCCUGGCUUUGUGGAAGCUUUCAGUGAGUGUGUGGAUGGAUGGAUGGAUGGAUGGAUGGAUGGAUGGCUUAGCUGAGUAUUGUGAACUUUGGUCUGGUCAUUUUAUUGUGUGUGGACCUUAGUUUUCUCUUCUGGUGGUAUUCCAGUUCUGAAAUGUUGAUUACACAUUCUCCUCACACUCAGUCACUAUGCAGUUUCUAUAACACUUCAUCUCUUCAUUUUUGACAUAGACAAUGCUGAGCAAUUGAGCGAUGUUCUUUCCAGUUGUGAAGCUGGUAAAGAGAAGUAGUUUUAUAGAUGAAGUGAGCAGGGCUCACCUAUCUCUGUGGGCAGGAAGUUGUAGUCAGUGUUUGUAGUCACUUCAGUUUUGGCAGUUGUUGAACCAGUUUUGUUUUUAAAACUUUUAAACUCUAAAAGUAACCUUUGGAAUAAGAACAUAAACAUUCCCAAACUAAAGUAUUUGAGAAGUAAAAAUAUUUUUUAAGUGUCUUUACUGGUUUCAUACCAGUGUUAUGUCCAGAAAUCACAGGCUGAAUUGAGAAUUAAAUCUCAAUUUCUUCACCUUGGUUUGGAUUUAUAGAAAAAUGUAUGCUCCAAAAAGAAUUGGCUCACAGGUUUUCAUAAGAAGUUUUCGGUGGGGAGUAGGAACUUCACGAAAUCUGAAUUUAAGAAAAUUGUUUAGGAUGACCAUUUCAAAAAUUAAAAUUGCUAUGUAAUUGUGACUAAUUUGCUUCUUUUUUUCUUUUUUGCCUCUUAAAGUGAAAAUAUUCUGUGUGCAAUGUGCUUGGCCCUGGGUUUAAGGAGGAUUUAUAAUAAUACUCUGAAUUUUUCAAGUGGUAUUUUCCUAAACAUAUCUUCUCCUCUUGCCUAGUCUCCUUUAAAAAAUGAAUUUCUAUUUUUAACCUGUAAAAUUUUCUCCCUCCUCCCCUUUUUUUUUUGGUGUUCUUUUUAGCUUCCUUGUUAUGUGGGAGAACCAAAAGGAAUGCGUUCUUAAAGUACCUGUUGGAAUCAUUUUUAUUGUUAGCAUCUUGAUACUUCUAUUAAAAGCAAAAAAAAGGAUUUCAAAACUAAAGUAUUUAAUUAUUUAUUUAAAUGGGAGGUAUGAUCCAGAGAUCUUUUGGGGAGAAAUUUUAGGAUGGUGUUUUAUAAAUGCCAGUAAUUCAGAAUAAUUGGGCUGAUCGUUCCUCGCAAUAGUACAUGUAACAGAGGAAAAAGGCUUUCGUGUUUUUAUGCAUAGGCAUAUUUCAAUUGGAUUCCAAAAAUACAUUGUAAUAACACAUAUGAAAUAUAUUUUGAUUCUCUAAUUCUAACUUACCAAUACCAAAGUUCUCUUUUGCUAUAGACAAUUAAGAGUUGAUCUUUUAAGCUAAUUUACAUGCUUAAUAAUAAUUUUAUGAAAAUAUUUGAAGGGCAAGAAGUUUCCACUUUAAAUAUUCAUUGUGUCAACUAGUGACCAAUGACUAGAUUGACUAUCUACUUAAGCAUUUUUAGCAGUAAUUUUUUUUUAGAAAACGAUAACGUAUCAUCAGAAGGGUCUUUACAACUCAAAAUAACUUGCUUGUAAAAGAAAAUUUGUUUACUCACUCAGUGGUAGGCUUUUGCAUAUGCAUUCAUGUUAGCAAAUCAAAAUUUUCUAGGUUGAAGAGAUUAUUUUUAAGUUGUAUACUAUUGUUAUUUUAGGGUCUC
Messenger RNA from Castor canadensis (American beaver), 4711 nucleotides. RefSeq names its product polypeptide N-acetylgalactosaminyltransferase 4 (gene Galnt4). Gene Ontology annotation, biological process: protein O-linked glycosylation. Gene Ontology annotation, molecular function: polypeptide N-acetylgalactosaminyltransferase activity. Lineage: Eukaryota; Metazoa; Chordata; Mammalia; Rodentia; Castoridae. The record is from RefSeq and is a predicted model, not a curated record. Gene Ontology annotation, cellular component: Golgi apparatus.